Messenger RNA from Portunus trituberculatus (swimming crab), 975 nucleotides. RefSeq lists its product as uncharacterized. The record is from RefSeq and is a predicted model, not a curated record. The transcript has 6 exons. The coding region runs from base 285 to 719 and encodes 144 amino acids. NCBI's taxonomy places the organism in Eukaryota, Metazoa, Arthropoda, Malacostraca, Decapoda, Portunidae.
UCAAUCACUUUGGAGUUCUCGUUAUGUCAUCACUUCAGUGGUUCUCUUCACUGCUAGUUUUCAUGUUUCCUUCCUGUUCGGCGUGACGCUUCCACACCACUUUCAGCCUCAGGUGCCGGAAAGUGCCCUGUGUUCCGUGGCAAGAGUUUAGGGUAUAUAAAGCGAGGGCGUGAAGGCAAGGCACAACAAGCACUCCAGCGAUCUAGCACUCACCACCUUUCUCCAGUUGGACUGCUAUCGUAUCGUGUUCCACCGUGGAUCAAAACCAACAACAAACCAACACAAUGGCUGACAACAACAAUGGUUUCUCGCUCACCAAUUGCUGUUUCUGUUUCUCAUUGAGGGCAGGUUCCAUCAUUAUCGCCUGCCUCAGUCUGAUCUUCAGUGUGGUGGGUGCCGGGUUCAGCAUCUACCUGGGCGUGAUAGGUGGUGCUGAGGGGUGGGUGGAUCUGGCCAUUGACCUCAUCCACUUGGUGCUGGCUUGCAUCCUCAUCCAUGGAAUUCGCACGGAGCAAGAGAGACUGUUGAGGGUGUGGGUGGUGGGCACUGGAAUCCUGGUGGGCCUGAGCAUCAUCCUGGGCAUCGUUAUUAUCAUCUUCACCAGCUCCUUCACCGCCGCCGUGCUUCUCCUAGUGGUGUCCGCCAUUCAGAUCUAUUUCCUGCUGGUGGUUCGCUCCUAUGCCCGUAGCCUAACUCUCCGUCUCCCCGUGGCGGCUUAAGUCGUGGCUGGCUGGCUGAGAAGGCUGGCAGUGACUGUGCAUGCCAGUUGUCAAGAGAGACCGCCGAGAUGUUCCAGGCAUUAUCUUACUUUAGUUACCGCUUCAUUUGUACGUUUUCUAUUAAUAUUGCUCUCGUUGCUUAAGGAGAAACUAUUCAUAAAGUCUUUGUUUUCUUGCAUCUUUAAAUGAUUUUUUAAGUUGUGAGAUUAUGAUGAUGAUAAUGUGGCAAAAUAACUUUAUAAUAAACACUCAAUAA